Molecule: messenger RNA, 930 nt
Organism: Penicillium argentinense
Lineage: Eukaryota; Fungi; Ascomycota; Eurotiomycetes; Eurotiales; Aspergillaceae
Exons: 1
Coding region: 1-930 (309 amino acids)
Biological process (GO): regulation of transcription by RNA polymerase II
Cellular component (GO): core mediator complex; mediator complex
Molecular function (GO): transcription coregulator activity
Source: RefSeq, a predicted model, not a curated record
AUGAACACCGUCGUGCAGAACUCCCUUUCUGAUGUCGAAACCAAGCUCAAUGCGCUCCUGACAACCCUCACACACUCCCCUGCCGCCGCAGGAGCGCCUGCCGCCGCCGCCGCCUUGCUGGACGCCGACGAGACACUGACCUCCGCGAUCGAAACACUGCAACGACACCAAGAGAACUACGCGAGGAUCCUGAAACUACGAAACGAAGCAGACCAAUUGGAGAGUCGCGUCAAGGGAAUUGUGGGCGACUUGGAGAGAUUCGACAAGGAAAUCCGAACAACAUGCGAUGAUGGAGAAAGUGACUCGGAUUCGGAAUUCGGUGAAAAAUACGCACCCUCCCAGCGCCUCCCACGCAAAGAAAUUGAUUAUCGCUUGCUGCUCGACUUUGCGCGUCGCAUCAGCAAAUACAACCAAGAAGCGGCUGCCGACGUCGCCAACGGUGCCGCGGCGAAGGGCCAAGGGACACGCCAACAGAUCCCUGACAAGGACGUGGAGAUGUCGGGCAUGAAUGGCGAUCAAGGCACGGAGGAAGGAAAUAAGCCGGUCUCGUCCGUGACGAAGAAUGCCACUCAGUGGCUAGACGACUCGGCAACUGUUACUCGUGAAGUAUACAUGAUGCCCUACCCGAUGGAGGACCGCAUUCGCCUGGGGUUGAUGGGCCAGGUUGAGUUGGCAGCGGGUGAAGACCCCGAUAAGGAGGUGGAGCGGUUGAUCAGGGAGGCCGAGGGACUUGGAACGGCGGAGCCUCCUGCGCCCGCACCAGUCACGGACACGAGGCAGGACGAGGCCGCGAAAGCCGCUGCUCAGGCCGGCUCAGCUGUCGCCAGUGCCACUCGCCCACCUCCAGCAGCAGCGGCGCCGGCGCCGAAACCCAAACCGAAAGGUCUCCUGGACCUUGAUCUAUAUGAUCCGGAUGAUGACGACGAUUGA